Molecule: messenger RNA, 1927 nt
Organism: Acinonyx jubatus (cheetah)
Lineage: Eukaryota; Metazoa; Chordata; Mammalia; Carnivora; Felidae
Product: pyridine nucleotide-disulfide oxidoreductase domain-containing protein 1
Exons: 5
Coding region: 810-1160 (116 amino acids)
Molecular function (GO): oxidoreductase activity
Source: RefSeq, a predicted model, not a curated record
UUCUGAGGUUGGGUCAUGGAAAAGGAACAUGAAUAUUUCUUAGAUUUUUCUAUAUUUGAAUCAAAGUAUUCCACUUAGAGUGUUAAGUUCUAAAUUAUAGAAGAGGUUUGUUUUAUGAUCCAUAAACCAGAAAAUAGUUACAGUGUUUUAUUACUACCUAUUUCAGUUUUAGUUUUGGGUGAUAAUUUUUUUUAGUUCAUGCUCAUGUUCUGUGUUCUUUCCAUUGUGCACUAUCCCAGAUGUAAUGACUGAGCUGAAGGUUAUAACUUUCUUUAUACACAUAUUCAUUACUGUACUUUGGGAAUAUGUGAUUUGCAACCUAAAUAAUGGAGUAUAAUAUAUUAAUAUUUUUAAAUAAUUUAUAAGGUAAUUAGCAAUUUAAAUUUACUUUGUUAGAAGUUCUAUGCUUAAAUUUGAAGGAAAAAUGUUUAGAAUGCCCUAUUUUGUAAUUAUUCCCAAAACAAGGAGAUAAUAUUGAUUGCAUUACAAUUGUUUUAGCAAAUGUGCCUUAUAGACAUUAUUUAGGUCUUUUUUUUUCUUAAUCAAACUACAGUGAACGUGGGGCUCGAACUCAUCUCCCCAAGAUCAAGAGCCGUAUGCUUUACUGACUGAGCCAGCCAGGUGCCCCUCAAGGGCUGUUGUUUUAAAGUCCUCUCUCGCCUUUUUCUUUCUUUCUUCUAUGCAUUAUCACGAAAUGCUAUAGAUAGCUGGUGGUGAUUACAUUUGAGAAUAAAGUUUGGUUUGUAUUUUUGUUUUUAGAGGUACGGCCUACAUAAUUGACCAAUGAAAAGAUAUACAGCUGCGAUUUCAUGGUCGGUGCUACAGAAGUUACUCCAAAUAUAGAACCUUUUCUCUGUGGCAACAAUUUUGAUCUAGGCGAAGAUGGUGGCCUGAAAGUGGAUGAUCACAUGCACACGUCUCUCUCUGAUAUCUAUGCUGCAGGUGACAUCUGCACUGCGUCAUGGCAGCCCAGCCCAAUGUGGCAGCAGAUGAGACUUUGGACCCAGGCUAGACAGAUGGGGUGGUACGCAGCCAAGUGCAUGGCUGCAGCUACUUUAGGAUACUCUAUUGACAUGGACUUCAGCUUUGAACUUUUUGCUCAUGUAACAUUUUUCAACUAUAAGGUUGUACUACCAGGAAAAUACCAUACAUGGGGCUGAGGUUCAGAUCAUGAAUUAAUGCUGAGAUGUACCAAAGGACAAGAACACAUCAAAGUCGUCAUGCAGAAUGGGAGAAUGAUGGGAGCUGUCUUAAUUUUAAAUCAUAUGGAUCUUUCAUCAUAUGAAGAAGGUCUGCUAGAUUCAAAUAUUGAUAUACAUUAUUUUGAUUUAAAAAGGCAUUUCAAGAAUUACAUAAAGUUCCAAGUAACACAAGAAAGUCACAAUAAGAUUCCUGCCUGUCUCCUGUGUUCAUCUGGACCCAGCACAGUACCAUUUAAAGCAUCCCAUAAGCUUUAAUGUAUUUUUUCAUUAUAUAAAGAGUCAGUUACCUUGAAACAACUCUGUGUGGGCUUCUUUACUUGCAUGGUAAUAACAUGCGCCUCAUUAUUUAGAAGAUGAGCUUUAGGUCCUAUUUUCAAAUAUGAAAUGGUAGCAUAAGCUGUAAAACUGUAGUCUUCUCUGUGGAAGAUAAAGGCCAACAAUCAGAAAGCUUUUAAGAAAUUACAGAAAAACUAAAAUUUAUAAAAACAACCAUAAGUGCAAUAACUUUAAUAUGUGGAAUAUGAAACUUGUGAAAAAUUAAAAUACUUUCUGUAAGUUGUAUUUUUUUUGACAUACAAUGAUCAGUUAAAGUUUAUUAGGUAAAUUUUAUAUGGCAUUAAAGAGUUUCACAUGAGACAACUGGAAAACCACUUGCUUUGUUGCAGUUAUGAGAAACAUAAAGACAACACCAAAGGACAAGAAAUGGAUCUGUAUAUACUUAAGAU